Molecule: messenger RNA, 4671 nt
Organism: Mesorhabditis spiculigera
Lineage: Eukaryota; Metazoa; Nematoda; Chromadorea; Rhabditida; Rhabditidae
Source: the annotation of a GenBank genome assembly
AUGCGGGACAUUUCCCAAGCCCAGCGAUAUUUUUGGGCCAUCUCUCGCAGAGCCAUUUUCGACUUUACUACCGGCGACAGCGACGGAACGGCCCCGUGUCUCAAUGCUGCCUGCCAUCUGAUGCAAGGGCCGACAAAUGGAGCACCGGCGGUGCCCACGCCGGCCCCCAUCCACACCGACAACCCGAAAUAUGGCGCUUUCAUGGACGUCGUCAAGUUGUUGAAGCCGUUGAUGAACACCACGAUCGACCCGUGCGACGACUUCUACGCGUUCACCUGUGGCAGCAUGGACGCCAGCAUGGAGAUGUCGUUCGACGUCUCCGACAACGACAACGCGCUGAAGAUGGCCCGGCAGUUCCGGAAGCAGUACUACCUCGAUAUUUCGCCACUUCCGGUCAAGCAGGUCGCCUGGUACUUCCAGGCCUGCCGUGCGGCCAAUUUGAAUCCGGAUUCGUUCCAGAAUGGCGCGCCUUUGGUUCAGGCCCUCGCCAAUCUUCAAGCCAACGUGCCCGGCGUUCCCUUCCCGGCCCUCAACCAGACGGUCACCAACGUUCAAGCGUUGAGCCCGGCCCAACUCGGCGGUCUCGUCGGCUACCUGGCCGGCUCGGAGGGCAUCCCGACGCUGCUCACCCCGUUUGCCGACACGAAUUGGCGUGAUCCGCACGGCCCGCAGCCGUAUUCGCUGUUCAUCGACCAGCCAUCGACCAUCUACGGCUACACCUACCACACCAAAGCCUACGAUCUAUUCCACGACACUUUCGUCAACACCAUCAAGGCCAACCUGCGCGCCCUGGCCAAGGUGAUGAACAUGCCCGCGCUGAACGAGAACAAGCUGGACAGCGACGCGAAGGCCAUGGUCGACUUUGAGCACCAACUCAUCCUCGCCUACAGCACGGACGACACGACGAGGCGCCAGUACAAGCGCAGCUACAACCCGGUCACCCGCAACAACGUCACCGCCAUGUUCCCCUUCAUCGACUGGCGCACGUUUUUGGCGCAUACAAUCGCCCCCGCCGGUGCCGACGUCUACUACAAGGUGGUCCACGACGAGAACUACCCCUUCCUCCUCGUCGAGCCGGGCAAGUUGAUGCAACUCCAGGCCGACUUCCCGUCGUUCGACCAGCGCGUCGUGGCCAACUACUUGUACUACCGGCUGGUAGAUACCUACGCUGGGUAUUUGCCUGCUCCGAGUGGAGAUGUUGUUCGUGGCACUGAGGGUGAGGACUGGGAAAAGCCGACGCUCUACAAGCCAACCCUUGGCCGCCCCCGUCACAUCAGCCCCGACCAGAAGCGCUUCACGAAAACCGACGGCUACACCGACGACCAGGUGCUCGACAUCAAUUGUGCUGGGGAGACGACCUUCAUGCUGCCGUACGCCAACGCCCGCGCCUUUGUCGACAACAUCUACCCAACCCAGGCCGACCGUGACGCCAUCCGCUACAACGUCCGACAGCUUGCUGAGAGCAUUCUCAUCGGUUUCCGUGGAAUGAUCGACCAACUGUCGUGGAUGUCCCGUUCCACCAAGCAGGGCGCUUUCGCCAAGAUCGAGAAUCUGGUGAAGAACAUUGCGUUCCCGGACUGGAUCACCGACGACAAGCAGCUCGCCGACUACCACUUGACCCUCGACAUCAAGCAAAACGACGACUACGUGACAAUGGCGCAAAAGGCGAACGCCUUCAACCUGCAGAUGGGCUGGCUGUACCUCCUCCGCAGCUCCGGCUCCGACCGCGUCGAUUUCAACGGCCCGCCCGGCACCACGAAUGCCUGGUAUCAGCCCGAGCUGAACUCGAUCACGUUCCCGGCUGCCAUCCUCCGCCAGCCCUUCUACGACCCGAACUGGCCGGCGGCGAUGAACUUUGGAUCGAUGGGAGUCAUUGCCGGUCACGAGCUGACGCACGGCUUCGACGACGAGGGAGUGCAAUGGGAUGGGACUGGUGGCCUGAAUGGAUGGAUGGACCAGAUGUCCUCCUACUACUUCAGCGAAAUGGCCGAUUGUGUCGUGCAGGAAUAUUCGGGCUUCUGCCCCCUGCCCGCCAACUAUUCCACGGCUGCCUGUAUCGACGGAGCGCAGACGCAGGGCGAGAAUAUUGCCGAUAAUGGAGGUAUCCACUCGGCGUUCCGCGCCUACAAGGCCUACGUGAACCUCCACGGCCCGGACCCGCUGCUCCCCGACGACGACUUGUCGCAGUUGACGGCUGACCAGCUGUUCUUCAUCGCUUUUGCGCAGCCCUGGUGCCAACUUCCGCCGACGGCUCAGCGUGAGAUGCGGCAGCUGCUUGUAGACGUGCAUUCGCCAUCACUUUAUCGUGUCUUUGGAACUAUUCAGAAUUUCCCGGCAUUUAAGACCGCCUACAACUGCCCGUACAACACGAAAUACGCCCCCGAGAAGCACUGCAACGUGUGGGUCUCCGACGUCAAGCAGUCCACCGGCAUCCCGGCCAUCGGCAACGAUCUCAACAUCCCCACCGCCGCCCCGAUUGCCCCUCGCAACCUCUCCGUCUACGCGGCUUACCAACAGGCCACGGACUUCUUCGCCGCCUCCGUCGACCUCACCGCCGACCCGUGCAACGACUUCUACAAGUACUCCUGCGGAAACUACAAGGGAGUGGUCAGCUUCCACCUCGCCGACGAGAAGAACAAGGCCCAGAUGGCGACGAAGCUGAUGGAUCCGGCAUAUGAUCCGAUCAUUCAGAGCUCGGCCGCCCUCAAGAAAACAAAACAAUUCUUCCAAGCCUGCCAAAAGGCGGCCCCCAACAUGGCCAACGACCUGAAGACGCUCGACCUCGUCAAGCCAAAGGUCGACGCGCUCAAGGCAAAGCUUGGAGCUGACUUCACCGCCGUCUUCAGCCAGAUAAACCCAGUGACCGUUGCCCCAACCCCCACCCAGCUCGCCGACGCUCUCGCUUAUCUGUCCUUCACCCUCGGCGUCGACACCCUCAUCUCUCCGAUGGUGGACACGAACUGGAAGAACCCGGAAACCGGAUACUACCUCCAUGUGGACCAGAACACGGCCUACUACUCGAAAUCCUACUACCAGCCCGGCGCCUUCCAAAUCAUCCAGCCCACCUAUCUGGCCAACGCCCGGACCCUGUUGACGAACUUUGCCACCAGCCAGAACCUGAGCCUUGAUCCCAAUGCGCUGACCAAGGUGCUCACCGACGUCAUCAACUUCGAGCAGCUCCUCGCCACGACGUACAGCACCGACGACACCACCCGGCGUCAGUACGCCAGGAGCUGGAACCCUAACGCGAUCUCGGACUUGAACAACAACUACCCAUUCCUGGACUGGACCACGUACUUCAAAAAUGUCCCAGCCAUCGGUGCACUCGCCGCCGACAAGAUGGUCAACAUCAUCGAGCCCGACCAGUUCAAGAACCUCAGCUCGACGCUGGCCAAUAUCGCGUCACCGGAUGUGCUGGUCAACUACCUGUAUGUGAGGAUGGUGUUGGCUUAUCAGGACUUGGUGCCGAGCUACGGCCAGGGGAGGAUUGUCGAGCCGAAGGAGUGGCGUGGACUGGGGAGGAGCAGGAGAUCGACACAGGGCCAGAAGAAUGUCAUUCCCCUAAUGAGUGAUGUCUCUGAUGUUGAUGUUGGAUGUGCUGGAGCCACGCUGGAUUUGAUGCAGUUCUCGAACGGACGUGUCUUUGUUGAUGUCCUGUAUCCGGAUCAGGCUGCCAAGGAUGUGAUCAGGAAAACCGCCGGCGGGCUCAUCUCGAACGUGCUGAACGCGUUCCACGGAAUGCUGGACGCCCUCGACUGGAUGGACGACGACAGCAAGAAGGGCGCCUACGACAAGGUCCUCAAUAUUGCAAAGAACGUCGCCUUCCCCGAUUGGAUCACCAACAAUGACCAGCUGGACGCGUACUACCAGCAGUUGAACUUGGCCGCUGAUGAUAGCUACUACACGAUUUUGGACAAGUUGACCGCCUUCAACCUGUGGGCCCAGUACAACCAGCUGACCUUCACGAAGACCGACCGCCACGACUUCUUGGGACAACCCGGAAUUGUGAAUGCUUGGUAUCAGCCGGAGCUGAACUCGAUCACAUUCCCCGCCGGAAUCCUUCGACCCCCGUAUUUCCACCCCGAAUGGCCGGCUUCUCUCAACUACGGAGGCAUGGGACUCGUUGCCGGGCACGAAUUGACGCACGGAUUUGACGACGAGGGAGUGCAAUGGGAUGGGACGGGUGUGCUGAACGGGUGGAUGUCAACUAACAGCACCAUCGGCUUCACCACGAUGGCGCAGUGCAUCAUUGAUGAAUACCGCAGCUUCUGCCCCCUCAAAGGCACCACCUACCAGCCCCAAUGCCUCAACGGUCAGAACACCCAGGGAGAAAACAUUGCCGAUAAUGGAGGAAUCCACUCCGCCUACCGUGCCUUCAAGACUCACCAAAACCUGAACGGGCCCGACCCGCUGCUCAACGACCGCAUCUUCGGGCAAUUCAACCACGACCAGCUGUUCUUCUUGAACUUUGGACAGGUUUGGUGCCAAGAGCAAGAAAGCCCGGCCGCCUAUUUCCGCCAAAUCCUCGUCGAUCCGCAUUCCCCAGCCAACUACCGUGUCUUCGGCACCAUCCAGAAUUUCCCGGCCUUCCGCUCGGCAUUCAACUGCCCCGCCAACUCGGCCUAUGCCCCCGCUGAUCAUUGCCAAGUCUGGGUACCCACCUCAACACCA